AUGCCGCGCAAUUUCAAGCCGUCGUCACUCCACCUCCGCAACGUCAUAAUCUUUCUCCAUCUAUCUGGCCAAGAACCUGCGGAUAUCGAUAGACGUCUGAAGGAAGUUUACGAGGAGCACGCCCCCUCUAGAAGUACAGUCUACAAGUGGCACUCAAAGUUCGCUUCGGGUGACUAUUCCAUCGAAUAUGAAGACCGUUUGGGACACCCGAUGGAGUUGGAUUUCGACUUGAUGCGGAGACAGGGGGAAGCCGACCCGUAUCAAACCACUCGCGACCUGGCAGUCGCUCUUGGGGUGAGUCAAACCACAGUUGUUCGCGAAUUGAAGUCAAUCGGCAAGGUGCGAAAACUAGGUCGAUGGGUACCACAUGCUCUGACGCAAUAUGAGAUGGACUGCCGCGCUGAUACAGCACUUUCUCUCCUCACGCUCAAGCGCACUCACACCUGGCUUGAGCACCUAGUCACCGGGGAUGAGAAGUGGAUUUCCUAUUCUAACAUUCACCGGCGUGUCCGGUGGGUUGACAAAGACUUCCAAACCCGCGACGACAUCAAAAAGGUACUCGAGCAGUUCUUCAAGGAACAGUCCCCAGCGUUCUGGAGCAAAGGCAUCUACGAUCUGCCUAGACGUUGGCAGAAGACCAUCGAUGCCAAUGGGGCAUACUUCAAAUGA
Molecule: messenger RNA, 669 nt
Organism: Necator americanus (New World hookworm)
Lineage: Eukaryota; Metazoa; Nematoda; Chromadorea; Rhabditida; Ancylostomatidae
Exons: 2
Coding region: 1-669 (222 amino acids)
Molecular function (GO): nucleic acid binding
Source: RefSeq, a predicted model, not a curated record